AUGUGGGUGCAGGUUCGAGGUCUAUUUCUGGUGCAUCUUUUCUACUUUGCACCCCCUUUGGCCACGUUUGCGAGGGAAUUGAGUCAUGCAUCCAGCCUCGACUUUCUGUCUGCUGCUGCAUCAGGAGGUGCAAACCCGGUGCACCUUGAACCGCACCUGAACCCGCGGGUUCAGUCACAUGAUCGCACCGAACCGAACCUGCACCUGAGGUUCAGGUUCGAGGUUCAGGCAAAAGUGCCCGAACCUGCACCGAACCGAACCCCGUUUUCUUACGACAAACCACGGAAAGAUCUUAUGAACAUAUCGUCCAACUAUGGAAGAAACAAUCGUAACUGUGUCAGACUGUUAGAGGUAGAUCUAUAUUGA
Molecule: messenger RNA, 366 nt
Organism: Desarmillaria tabescens
Lineage: Eukaryota; Fungi; Basidiomycota; Agaricomycetes; Agaricales; Physalacriaceae
Exons: 5
Coding region: 1-366 (121 amino acids)
Source: RefSeq, a predicted model, not a curated record